CUCGCGUUAUUACGUAUUUCCUCCUCUUUCACUCUCUGAGUCCAACAUGGCAGUCGGCAAGAACAAGAGGCUGACCAAAGGGGGAAAAAAAGGUGCCAAGAAGAAGGUGGUGGACCCCUUCUCCAAGAAGGACUGGUACGAUGUCAAGGCACCAGCUAUGUUCAACAUCAGGAACCUGGGCAAGACUCUGGUCACCAGGACACAGGGCACCAAGAUUGCCUCAGAUGGCCUGAAGGGCCGUGUGUUUGAAGUGAGUCUUGCCGAUCUGCAGAACGACGAGGUGGCCUUCCGCAAGUUCAAGCUGAUCACGGAAGAUGUCCAGGGUAAGAACUGUCUGACCAACUUCCAUGGAAUGGAUCUGACCCGUGACAAGAUGUGCUCCAUGGUCAAGAAAUGGCAGACCAUGAUUGAAGCCCAUGUGGAUGUUAAGACUACAGAUGGCUACCUGCUCCGCCUGUUCUGUGUUGGCUUCACCAAGAAGCGUGCCAACCAGAUCCGUAAGACCUCUUAUGCUCAGCACCAGCAAGUCCGCCAGAUCCGCAAGAAGAUGAUGGAAAUUAUGACUCGGGAGGUGCAGACCAACGACCUCAAAGAAGUUGUCAACAAGCUGAUCCCUGACAGUGUUGGCAAGGACAUUGAGAAAGCCUGCCAGUCCAUCUACCCCCUUCAUGAUGUUUUUGUCAGGAAGGUCAAGAUGCUCAAGAAGCCCAAGUUUGAGUUGGGCAAGCUGAUGGAGCUCCACGGCGAGGGAGGUGGCAGCAGCAGCAGUGCCAAGCCUGCUGGAGACGACACUGGUGCUAAAGUGGAGAGGGCCGAUGGCUAUGAGCCCCCUGUCCAGGAGACCGUCUGAGUCUUCGGAAUCAGCAAAAUUCAAUAAAAAUGUUCAAAAGCCUGAAA
Molecule: messenger RNA, 897 nt
Organism: Lepisosteus oculatus (spotted gar)
Lineage: Eukaryota; Metazoa; Chordata; Actinopteri; Semionotiformes; Lepisosteidae
Gene: rps3a
Product: ribosomal protein S3A
Biological process (GO): translation
Cellular component (GO): ribosome; cytosol
Molecular function (GO): structural constituent of ribosome
Source: RefSeq, a predicted model, not a curated record